This is a messenger RNA of Camelina sativa (false flax), 2996 nucleotides long. Its product is annotated as WPP domain-associated protein. The record is from RefSeq and is a predicted model, not a curated record. NCBI's taxonomy places the organism in Eukaryota, Viridiplantae, Streptophyta, Magnoliopsida, Brassicales, Brassicaceae.
AAGACAACAAAAAUAGAGGGGUAUUUUGGUAAAAUCGAGAAAAGGAGCUGGCACUUAGCUUUGUUCUCGAGAAUCUCGGAGUCUCCCGCUCCGGUCUCUCUCAGGUGUGUCGUAAGCGCCUCUCUUUCGCCUUUUCUCCCCUUUUCUAUGCGUUUUCUAAGGAAACCCUAAAACGCUGCCAACCGAAGAAACCGUUGGAAAUCGAAGCUGUGUUAGCUCUUCUCAAAGCUACUUGGCUAUUGUGAGAGAGAGUGGUUUUAUGGAGGAAGAGGUUGUGAUGGCGGCUGAGAAUGGUAGUUUAGAGUUUCAUGAUGACAGUUUAUCAUCAUCACUUGAGAUUGAUGAUGGUCUUAUUAAAGAGAAUGAGAAUCCUGAUGUUGAUUUCCUCGAGGAUUUAGAUUCUUACUGGGAGGAUAUUAAUGACCGUUUGACUAUCUCAAGAGCCGUCAGCGACUCCAUUAUUAGGGGAAUGGUUACUGCAAUUGAGUCUGAGGCUGCUGAGAAGAUUGCUAUGAAAGACCUCGAGUUGUCUAGGAUUAAGGAGAGGUUGCUUCUGUACCAUGUGGGUUCUGAAGAGAAUGAGUCCCCUCUGAUGCAUGAUAAAGCGUGUUUGGAUACUCCAGAUGAACUUACUCAGGGGUCUUUAGGCAGUCUUAAAAAUGAAGCCAGAAAACAGUUGAUGAUGCUUGUUAAAGAACUCACCAAUUUGAGAGAGUAUAUUCACAUCAAUGAUUCAGGCGCCAACCUGGAUGAGAAAUUGGGUUUAGACAGCAGUCUGCAUGAGACCAGGUCCAAAACUGUUGAUAAAAUGCUUGAUUCCUUGAAGAGCAUUCUAGAGACUGUGGUGAAGCGGAGGAAUGAUAUGGAAUUCCCUUCGUCGUGGCAGCAUGAGCAUGAUUUUCGAAAAGAGAUUGAAACUGUAGUGGUGACCAGCUUUGUUCGGAGUCUUAAGGAUGAGUAUGAACAGAGACUGUUGGACCAAAAAGCUGAAUUUGGUGGUAAUAGAAGUCUGAUACUUGGGAAUAUCAAAGAGAUUACUGGUUUGCGCCAGGAACUAGAGGCGAUUCGUAAAUCGUUUUUGGAUCAUGAAAAUGGGGACAUCGAGGCAGGGGAGGAAGGCGACCGGAAAAGAGUGGAGAAGUUGCACCGUAAGAUGUCGGGAAGCCUUAAUUCAGUUUCUUUAGUUAAGGAUAACGGUAAGCAUGAAGAGAGUUCUAUUGACUUAAUGCCGGAGAAUAAUGAGACUUUAAAGCACAUGUCAUGUGAUGAGUUGAUCAAUCACUUCAAGAUCGAGAUGAAUAAAAUGAAGAGAGACCAUGAUUAUAAAAUACAAGACAUGACAGAGCAAUGUUUUACCUAUAAGCGCAAGUAUUUGAAUUUACAGGAAAGGGGUUCUUUUACUUUUGUGGGGAAGGAUAAGGAGCUAGAGGCGCUGAAAAAGAAGAUCCCAUUUGUCAUCUCUAAAUUGGAUAAGAUUCUGAUGGAAGAUGAAAAGUUGGUGUCUGAGGGUAAGCACGAUGCUGAUAUCAAACGCCAAGUGGAUUCUCUUCUUCUGGAAAAUCGUCAACUUAAAGAUUCACUUUCAGACGCUGCUGAGAAGAUGUCACAGGUUUCCCAGGCUGAGGCAGAUCAUCAAGAGUUGAUCCGAAAGCUCGAAUCAGAUGUUGAGGAUUCUCGUGUUGAAGCUUCUAUUUAUAAAGAUGUUUAUGGGUGUUUUGUUGCGGAGUUAGUGGGUCAGAUGAAAUGUGCAAAACAGGAGACAGAUUUAGAGCAUUGUAUGUUGAAAGAAGCAUAUGAGUUGAUACUGGAAGAUCUUGCGAGUAAAGAAGCCCGUGAAAGGAAGGAUGAUUUUGAAGACUCUUGUGUCGAGUCUGUCAUGAUGGAAGAGUGUUGUUCAGUCAUAUACAGAGAAACCUUGAAGGAAGCUCAUAAGAAAAUCGUAGAGUUAAACAUGCAUGUAACAGAAAAAGAAGAAACUCUGAGAUCAGAGAUGGUUGACAAGGAAAGACUGAAAUUGGAGAUUCAUAUGCUAGGGUGUCUCGUCAAGGAGAAGGAGAAUUUAGUCCAAACAGCUGAGAAUAGCUUGGCUACAGAUAGAAAGAGAUUUAAGUUAGUCUCUCACCAGAUUAACGAUCUGCAAUCACAGAUAGAACAGCAACAAACAGAGAUUCAUGAUAAAAACGAAGCACUGAGAGUUGUUUCGGCACGCGAGUUAGAGAAAAUAGAAGGUUAUGAGACAAAGAUAUCCAAGUUAAGAGAAGAGUUAGAGUUAGCAAGAGAGGGUUUGAAGGAAAUGAAAAAUGAGAAAAGGAAAACAGAGGAGAAGUUAUCAGUGGCAAAAGCAGAGAAAGAGACACUGGAGAAGCAACUUGUGUCUCUGGACUUGGUGGUUCCUCCUAAAUUAAUAAAAGGGUUCGACAUUUUAGAGGGUUUGAUUGCUGAAAAGACGCAAAAGACAAAUUUUAGGUUAAAAAACAUGCAGAGUCAAUUGAGUGAUCUGUCACAUCAAAUCAAUGAAGUCAAGGGGAAAGCAUCGACGUACAAGCAACGGCUGGAGAAGAAGUGUUGUGACCUCCAGAAGGCCGAGGCCGAGGUUGAUCUUCUUGGUGAUGAGGUUGAAACUCUCUUGGAUCUUCUUGAGAAAAUAUAUAUCGCUCUCGAUCAUUACUCUCCAAUCCUAAAACAUUACCCUGGCAUCAUUGAGAUCUUGAAGCUUGUCCGGAGAGAACUUAGCCGAGAAUCAAAGAGACCAUUAGAUUGAUAACUUGGAUCUCUUCCACACUAGUUUAUUUAUGUCCCUUUUUGUACAAAUCUCUCAGGAUUAUUUGAUGUUGUUGAUCUUUAGUUUUGUUUAGUAGAUAGGGUUUGGAAAUGUAGUAAUGUAUUGUCGUCAAUCGCAAUAUGUGAUUUUCGAUCACUGAAUCUUUUUAUAAUCUUAUAAUACAGUUAGAUUACGUUAAGGAGAGAUAAAUCAAACAUAUUGAACUUGCAAGUUA